Molecule: messenger RNA, 2940 nt
Organism: Bipolaris sorokiniana ND90Pr
Lineage: Eukaryota; Fungi; Ascomycota; Dothideomycetes; Pleosporales; Pleosporaceae
Exons: 4
Coding region: 1-2940 (979 amino acids)
Biological process (GO): positive regulation of DNA-templated transcription
Cellular component (GO): mediator complex
Source: RefSeq, a predicted model, not a curated record
AUGGAUGGCGCGAGCUACAACAUGGACGUGGAUGAUCUCUUUGGCGACUCAGAGCAUGUCAACAUCCAGACCAUAAACACCACACCGCCCGUAAAAGGCCGGGAUGCUCGUAUCGACGAGCUGGGCUCUACCGGUUGUUGCCAAAAGAUCUCAUGGUCUAAAAAUGGCUGUGUCGCCUACAUAACUCCAGAUGGCUAUUCCGUCAACCUCAAAAUCUUCUCCCGCAACCCUGAAACUGGAAAAUGGGCUCUUGGAAAGACAGUUCCUCUCGAGCUGCCGCAGGGAUCCGAAGUAUUCCCAUUGAUUCACCUGUCAUGGAGCCAUUUGGGCAACGACCUGGCCAUCAUGGACCAAGCAGGCCGUGUCAUGAUCUUUUCCUGUGCCAUGGCCCUGGACCGCAUGCACUUCACCAGAGCUGAGAUUGCCCAUCCAGAAUCAGAAGUCGACGCCGUCGUCGGCAUGCAUUGGCUCGCAAUCCUACCCUAUGCACAAAAGAAUCUGAUUGCCUGGUCAGCUGCACGAGAAGGCAACAAGUGGAAAUGGAACAUUCGACAACAUUUGUUCAACAAUGCCCACCACCCCGUCGACGGCAAAGCUUCACUCAUCUAUCUGAAGAGAUAUGGUGAACUCAAACUCCGCUUCCAACAAAACGACAACAAUUGGCAGGAGGCAUCCACCCAAUUGGGUCCCAUGAUCUCCACCAAAGAGUCGUUUACCCACGCUGCCUUCGCCUCCAACAAUGACAAUACCCUUCUUCUAGCAGCAUACGACGUCAAGAGACGCCUGCACCUGUACCGCGUUGAGAUGAUUUGGAAUGUUCCAGCCGACAAAAGAAGCCAAAAUGCCGGCCCCUUUGAAAAGCCCACAAUCCAGGUCUCACUCCUUGCUCUAGAAGACACCUGCAAUCCUGUUGACAUGGCCAACGACGAACUAAGUAAUGGUGGGACCUCAGAAAGCGCCGCUACUGCUGCUGCACAACUGACCCAUCUUGAUUUCCUUCCCGUCACACCUCAACAAGAUGACGGCUCCGUACCAACAAUUCAGGCCAUAUUUAGCAAGCCACCAAAUCCCAUCUCGUAUGACAUGAAUCCACAAGAGACUCGCUACAGUAUCAUUGUCAAGUGGCAAGUUCAUCAAGAGCAGCAGAACCAGCUACACCCUAGCCUCGAACAGGUUACAUCCAAGAAGAAAAGUGUCAGCUCACUGCCUGCCCAGACCACUUUUCUGUUAAAACGACUACCAGAUUUUGCACUUCACUCAGUUGUCUUGGACUUUUACCCCAUGUGGUACAACAUGCUGCUAGCGUUUUGCUACAGUGAUGGUUCGAUCGAGUUCAGGAAGCGAUCCACAAUGGAGGUCAUCAUGCCAGACGACAAUACUGACAAUGUAACCUCGCUACUACAGGCCGGUUUUGUAUUCCAGCACGCUGAACCUUCAUUACAUGUCGCCUUCUCUCCGAAUCAUUGCGUAGCUGUUGGGAUGCAACUAGAUGGUACCACGAAGCUUCGUUUGAUGGAAUACACUCACGGUACCUUAUCCACAGACGAUGAUGACCCACACCACUCUGCUGCGCUUGCAGCACUCAUUCUUCAAUCUUCAUCAGCCGCCAACCAAUACUUCUCUAGCGACGACAUCUUCGCCAUCAUCGAUUCCAUGAGCGACAAACGAAAGCAAGACUUUAUCACCCUGCUGUUCGAAGGGCUGCAAGUGAACAUUGACUGCGGCAUUGACGACUCAUCCACGAACCAUUUCAUCCUACUCGGACGCUCGCCCUUCUUUGUCAAAACCCUCUCAGCAAUGCAUCUCCUAGGUCUCCAAGGAACCAUCAACCGCACCUUGGUCAGUAAAACCGCAUGGCAGAUCCUCAACAUCAAGUAUGUCACCCAGAUCCUCACAACCAUCGUCCGCAUGCACGGCGACGUAUCCAAAAUCAACCUCCGCCCCGAAGCCGUCCCCCAAAUGAUCGGCACAAUCCGCUGGACCAUGCACUUCAUGGCCUACAUCCUCGACGACCUCUUCGCCCUCGGUCGCGCCCUAUCCGACAUCCCCCCUGCAGACCUAACCCGCGAUGUCCUCGAAUCCAAGAUCAAAGAAACAAACAAACCCGCCAUCCUCCUCCUGCUCUCCGCCUUCCCCCGCGCAAUGAUGAAACUCUGGGCCCAGCCAAUCCAAUGGGUAAAACGCAGCGCCGAAUCCCAAGCCGCCACCACCACCAACCCGUCCGCUAGCGUUCCUGUGCAAUCCCCAGAAUCAAAACGCCUAUACACCCCGCUCCUCUCCGCCGUCUCCGAACUCCCCUUCGAAUGGCGCUGGUUCGAAGUCCUCGUCACAGAAACCACAGCCCACAUCCGCGCCAUCUACAAACAACGCAAUCUCAACGACGCACAGCGCAAUAGCAUCGAGCGCGAGAUCCUGCUCGGUAAAAUCCCCGAUAUCCUUUUUCCAGUAGCUAAACGCCUGGUUACAGAUACGCUGUGGAAUUCCAACCAGCAGAAUGCUUGUCUGGCGGAUAAGCUGGAUAUGGGGAAGCUUAUGUUCUUCGAUACGACAUGGUUAGGUUUCACGGACUCGAAGCGUGCAAGGGUUUGGCAUGAGGAGCAUGUGGUGGAUGUGUGUCAGAAGAUGAUUAUUCGAGGUAUUGGGACGUGGGUGCAUCCUGUUAAUACGGCAGGACACCAUUUGAUGGGCAGGGGGAGGAGUGAUAGUUUGCAGAGUGCUGGUGGUGGUGCUAGUGGUACGGCGAAUGGAGAUUCGGGUUCUGAGAGAAAGGGCAGGAACAUGCUGAGGCAGUGUGUGCGAUGCGGUGCUUGUAUGGAGGAUGUUGUGCCCGGUCUGCAAGGCUACACCAUUCACCACUAUCAGUGGUUGGUAGGCGUGAGCAAGCACUGCGUCUGUGGCAACAGUUGGAUGCUCGUCGAGACCAAGCCAUCUCUGAAGUAA